CAGCAUUUCAGUCUUGUUUUGCUCAGUCGUUCGUAAAUCAAGUCAGCUGUAGGCAUGCAAGAGUCGCCCGUCGUCUCUUCGUCCAGCACGCCCUGCAUGCACUAGUUCAGUGUGUGUUUUUAUCUAUUUUUAGUUAAAUAGUGCCAUAAAUACUCGCGAUAUCACACCGUGUGCACGAUUGGAAGAGAGGAAGAAGUGCACGCACACACAAGGCACACUUUGAUUGUGAACGACCUUCAAUAUUGACUUGGAGAGUUUGAGUUCGAUUUGUUUGAAGGAUGUCUAGCCGAAAAGUGCUGGUGAGACAUGUAAGUAGCUUACGGUGCGACGAACUCCCGGACUCACAGGCCCCGUAUAUUCCGGACUGGUUGGAGUGUCACCGCAAACCGGUCAAGAUGAUCCUCAGACUGUACUCGAGCUUUAUCCUGUUUUGGGACUUUUGCAUCAUUCUGGUGUACUUUGCACUGCAGAUGCUUAGGUCGUUGUACCAGUUUGUGAAGCCCCCGAAGCGAAAAUCCGUCGCUGGGGAGAUUGUGGCCAUCUUCGGAACGAGUCGCGGCGUGGGCCGGGAUCUGGCGAUUCAGUUGGCCGAACUUGGCGCCAAAGUGGCCUGCAUCGACAUCAACUCCACGGACAAUGACAUCCUGGUGAAGGGGAUCAACGACAGUGGCUACAUUGCCCACGGGUUCGAGUGUGACGUGACGAACAAGAACGACGUCAUCCGGACAACCAGCGCCAUCGAAAAGAAGUUUGGCCACGUGACCAUGCUGUUUCACUGCUGCGGUGUUCCCAGCCCGAGGUCAAUCGUUACCGAACCGCCUCCAAUUCAGACCACCCUUAAUCUUAGUGUCAUUUCACACUUUUGGCUCCUGGAAGCCAUCCUCCCAAAAAUGAAGCGAAACAAUCACGGCCACAUCGUAUUCCUCACCUCGGUCGCCGGCCUCAGCGGUGUAAAGCACCAAACCCCACUUUCCGUCGCCCAAUUCGCCGUGCAAGGCCUCUUCGAGUCGGUCCUCGACGAGCUGCGCAUCGAAAAGUUCCAAAAGAGCAUCCACACCUCCCUCGUGCACCUCUACCCGUUUGUGGUGACGGAAAAGUGCCGCAACGACAUCCGGAUGCGCAUUCCGUCCGCGUUCGGAACGAUUCCGGCCGAGGAGGCCGCCCGCCGAAUCAUCGACGGCGUCCGGCGGAACGAACUCGAGAUUGGCAUCCCCAAAUAUCUGCUCGUGCUGGGCCACCUGGUGCGACUGCUGCCCCGUCGGGCGACCCUGCUGCUCCGAGAGCUUUUCGACACCGGAGUCGACUUUUGAUUUGGGGAAGGAGGAGGACACAGUCACAGAACUGACACGAAACGCAAACCUUGAUGCCAUAUUUUUUCUUGUCUUGUUUUAUUAUAAGCAAUAGGCGCCGUUCCUAUUGAUUGUUGAAGAUUAGU
Molecule: messenger RNA, 1435 nt
Organism: Culex pipiens pallens (northern house mosquito)
Lineage: Eukaryota; Metazoa; Arthropoda; Insecta; Diptera; Culicidae
Product: 17-beta-hydroxysteroid dehydrogenase 13-like
Exons: 5
Coding region: 279-1310 (343 amino acids)
Cellular component (GO): lipid droplet
Molecular function (GO): oxidoreductase activity, acting on the CH-OH group of donors, NAD or NADP as acceptor
Source: RefSeq, a predicted model, not a curated record